AUGGCUUUCAAAGUGCUACUAGAACAACAGAAAGCAUUUUUCUCGGUUGUAGUUUUACUAGCCUGUUUGGCAUGUAGAGUGAUCUGUGAAACAGGAGACUGUGGACAACAGGAAUUCAGGAAUCAGUCAGGAAAUUGUGUUCUCUGCAAGCAGUGUGGGCCAGGCAUGGAGUUGUCCAAGGAAUGUGGCUUUGGCUACGGGGAGGAUGCCCAGUGUGUGAGGUGCUGGCCGCACAGGUUCAAGGAGGACUGGGGCUUUCAGAAGUGCAAGCCGUGCCUGGACUGCGCCCUGCUGAGCCGCUUCCAGAAGGCCAACUGCUCUGCCACCCGCGACGCCAUCUGUGGGGACUGCCUGCCCGGAUUUUACAGGAAGACCAAACUUGUUGGUUUUCAAGACAUGGAGUGUGUGCCUUGCGGAGACCCCCCGCCCCCCUACGAGCCACACUGUACCAGCAAGGUCAACCUGGUAAGGAUCCCGUCCACGGCCUCCAGCCCACGGGACACGGCCCUGGCUGCCGUGAUCUGCAGCGCCCUGGCCACCGUCCUGCUGGCCCUGCUCAUCCUCUGCGUCAUAUACUGUAAGCGGCAGUUUAUGGAGAAGAAACCCAGCUGGUCCCUGAGGGCACAGGACCUGCAGUACAACGGUUCUGAACUGUCCUGUUUCGACAGACCUCGGCUCAGCGGCCCUGCACCCCACGCCUGUUGUCAGUGCCACCGGGACUCGGCCCAGACCUGCGGGCCCGUGCAUCUCAUCCCAUCCCCGUGCUGUGCCGGGGCCUGCAGCGUCGGCCGGGAGACUCCUGCUUGUAGGGUGCACUCCAAGGCCAUUCUUCAGGACAGAAACACAGGUCCAGCGGGGCAAGCAGUGCCGACUUUCUCUGGGCCCCUUUCGAGGUCCAUCUGUGGCGAGUUUUCGGACGCCUGGCCUCUGAUGCAAAAUCCCAGCUGUGGUGACGACAUCUCUUCUUGCGAUUCUUAUCCUGAGCUCCCUGGAGAAGACGUUCACUCUCUCAAUCCAGAGAGUGCAAGUUCAGCAUCCUUGGACUCACACAGUAGUCGGGGUCUGGUUGGUGGAGCAGUUCCAAUUCAAGCUCAUCCUGAAAACUUUACAGAAACUACUGACUUAUCGAGACUCAACAGCUCAGUGCCAGAACCAGCGCCAACCCAGGACGCGCUCACCGCUAGAAAUCAGCUGGCUCAGGAGAGGGGAGAUGUCCAUCACCUGGCCACUCAGCCGUCACCCCAGGAGGCCGAAAGGACUUGCUUCUUUCUGCAAUGA
Messenger RNA from Lipotes vexillifer (Yangtze River dolphin), 1278 nucleotides. RefSeq names its product TNF receptor superfamily member 19 (gene TNFRSF19). Gene Ontology annotation, molecular function: signaling receptor activity; protein binding. Gene Ontology annotation, cellular component: plasma membrane. The record is from RefSeq and is a predicted model, not a curated record. Bases 1 to 1278 code for a protein of 425 amino acids. Gene Ontology annotation, biological process: positive regulation of canonical NF-kappaB signal transduction; positive regulation of JNK cascade. Lineage: Eukaryota; Metazoa; Chordata; Mammalia; Artiodactyla; Lipotidae. The transcript is spliced from 9 exons.